GCUGCUGCAUCUCAGACCUGCCCUGAGAUCCGCCGCACAGCACGUCACUCCAGACGACUCCGCGUAUUCAAUACAUGACAAUCAGCGGAGCCAAGGAAACCCAGCAAAACUCUGCCCCCCAAAUCCCCGGACCCUCAGGGUGGGGUAGAGACUCAGAGAAGCAGCAGCUCAAACAAAAGCACUCCUCUUGGCUUUAAGAUUAAAAAAAUACCAGCUGCAACAAAAGUGCAGAUACAAACUCCAGACGAAAAGUGGAACUGAUCAGCGUCUCCACAUUUUCAUGCAAAACUUUUCCUGAAGUCACUGAACGAGCAGCGAGCAUCAAACUGACGGAAUGAAAAUGGCAAUCUCGUGGACUCUCAUUGUAUUAGGCACCCUCCUGCAAGGCAUGCAGUGCAAUGCUAAUGAUAAUUCAACUGCAGCCUUAAAUGGGACCACUUUAUCCACCGUGGUUGCCACUACAGCAGAUUCCACUAAAUCCACCGUUCCUCUCACCUCAUUGAGUUCCACUAAACCCACCACUUCUUCUGCCUCAUUGGAGUCCACUACCCCUGUCACUACACUCACCUCAUUGAAACCUUCCACUCCAUCCUCCUCACCAGAGUCCACUACACAAGCACCGACCACUAAAGCCACUUCACCAGCUCAGACUGGGCCAUCUUCAACAGUGGCUAAUCAAGACCCAGCCAAUAACACAACCUCACAAAAUGUUCUUGUCACAACUCAAAUCACAACAAUUCAACCCACUACACCCAACGCAGGCACUACUCUUACAACCUUCAACAACAGUCCUCAAAGUUCACCUACAACUCUCAUCGCAACCGAUCCCAACCAAAGUACCACCAACUCAAAUAAACCUGUAACCACUACUUUUACAAAAGAUGGCACCACCCAACUCUUGUCUACACAGACAAGCCCAUCUGCUGUUGCCAAAAAUUCUGAAUUACCAACAACAGAACCAGACUCUAAAUCUACUGCUUCUCAAAGUCUUGGGACAACGAAAGCACAAACAACUACUGCCUCGAUCAUACCAGGCCAGCGAAGUGAUGAAGAUAUUACAACUAACACUCCUCAAAAAAUCUUUAAUUAUUCCUUUGAUCUAAGCAACAGCACGGAGAAGAACGUCCUGGUUCAAACCUGUAAGACGCUGGGUCAGAAGAUGAAAGGAAAUUGCACCGUGACCGUAGAAAUUCAUGACAAACGAUUAAUUGCAACAGUAACAAUAGAUGCCGACCAAAAGAUACCGCCAGAUAACUACAAACCUACAGAACCUGCCAGUGUAGACAAUAGUACUUUGGAGAAACAGAAUGUAAACGAGGACACAAUACCAGACACGUUAAUCGCCAUCUUGGCUUCUUGCGGCGCUUUGGUGCUCAUUCUGUGCUGCUUUGCUGCGUACUGCACUUAUCAUCGCAGAUCCUACAGGAAGAACCAGCAACACCUGACAGAAGAGCUGCAGACAGUGGAGAAUGGUUAUCAUGACAAUCCUACGCUGGAGGUGAUGGAGGUACAGCCGGAGAUGCAAGAGAAAAAACUGACAAUGAACAGGGAGUUCAACGACAGCUGGAUCGUCCCCAUAGACAACCUGCUGAAAGAAGACAUACCUGAUGAAGAAGACACACACUUGUAAUGGCAUCAGAUGAACCGUCUGGAGAAGGAAACCUGCUGCUCUCAUAACGGUAGAUUGUGAGCGGCCAGAAUGUAGAGAAAGCAGAGAUUGACAAAGACUAUCAAACGACAAUGGUUUCAUUUGGUGCCAGGGUGUAUAUGGUGUAAUAAAGUAGUUGAAUGUCAAGUAUGUGCUAGAAAUAGCGGAAAAGAUUUCAGGUUUUGUGUGUCACUGUGCAUGGGAAAGGGGAAAUCUGUAAAUGGAAUGUCAAUGUACAAUCUGUGAUGUCUCUUUGUGCCUUAACUUUUCUUUAGCACACCAAUAGUAUUCUAAUAAACAACUUGAUGAACAUAAAAUAUAUAACAAAUAUUAGGUAAAAUAGCCCAUUUAUGAUUUAUAAAAGAUUUGGUCCAAUAAUUUUCAGUAUUGAGGAAAAAAGAAUUUAGAUUUUGCUUGCCAUUUUCCCACUGCAAUACAUGUUGGGACUACAUUCUCUAAAUGGGAAGCUGGCCAAAAUAAGGCAUUGAUUUCACUGCCUCUGCAUUAGGAUCAUGAUGCCUUAAAGGAGUAGUUCACUUUCAGAAUGAAAAUUCUGUCAUAACUUACUCACCCUCCACUUGUUCCAAACCUGUAUGAGUUACUUUCUUCUGUUGAACACAA
This is a messenger RNA of Cyprinus carpio (common carp), 2269 nucleotides long. RefSeq names its product podocalyxin-like (gene podxl). NCBI's taxonomy places the organism in Eukaryota, Metazoa, Chordata, Actinopteri, Cypriniformes, Cyprinidae. Gene Ontology annotation, biological process: regulation of microvillus assembly; positive regulation of cell-cell adhesion mediated by integrin; cell migration. The record is from RefSeq and is a predicted model, not a curated record. Gene Ontology annotation, cellular component: microvillus membrane; apical plasma membrane.